Molecule: messenger RNA, 1314 nt
Organism: Physella acuta
Lineage: Eukaryota; Metazoa; Mollusca; Gastropoda; Physidae
Product: ketohexokinase-like
Molecular function (GO): kinase activity
Source: RefSeq, a predicted model, not a curated record
UGAAGACUUGAAUCGUCUUCACGCGAAUGCCAUAGAUCUAGAUUUCUAGAACAAGAUUCUAGAAUAUUAGGCUUAUUAGGACUCUAGAAAGAUCUAUCUUUCAUAACUGGUCAAAUGCAGGGGAAUAGAGGAAUAUUAUGUGUUGGAUUGGCCUGUGUUGAUUUUGUUAAUGUUGUGAAUGAAUAUCCUAAGGAGGAUUCUGAUCAAAGGGGCUCUGAUUACUAUUGGCAAAGGGGAGGGAAUGCUUCCAACAACUGUACAGUCCUGUCGUUGCUCUCUGUGCCAUGUGAAUUUGUGGGGGUGCUUGGAUCCCAAGGGGCUGAAGCCAGAUGGAUAGCUAAUGACUUUGCCACGUGUGGUAUAAACAUCAGCCAUAGUGUGGUUAAAGAUGUUCUCUGUCCUGUUGCAACGAUUAUACUUAACGUGGGCACUGGUACGCGCACUAUUUUAUUUUAUCCUAGAGACCGACCAGAGUUGAGCUAUGCAGAGUUCCAUGACAUCUUUAAAGACGACUUCUCUUCAUUUUCAUGGACACAUUUUGAACUAUGUAGUAAUGUCAGUGAAAUAUCUAGUAUGCUAGAUGAUGUCAUCCGUUACAAUAACUCCUUAAAAAACGAUGAUGUUGUCGUUGAUGACAAAGUUUUCAUAUCAGUUGAAAUAGAGAAACCAGAGUUUAGUGGAUAUGAUUCUGUGAUGACAAAAGCAGACCUACUUUUUGUCAGCAAAGAUUACGCAAAAAGUCAAGGAUUUACAGACGCCAGUUGUGCAGUGAAUAAGCUGUCAUCUUUGUGUAAACCAAAUGCUGUGGUGGUUUGUGCAUGGGGAGAUGAGGGUGCAGCGGCCAGCUAUAAAGGUCAGACACUGACGUCUGCAGCCCUGAGGGGUGUCAAGGUCAUCGACAGCCUAGGAGCAGGGGACACUUUUGUGGCUGGCUUUAUGUCAGUGUUGUGGAGGGAACAGUACCUACACAAGUACACACUGACAGACUGCAGGCUAAUCAUACAACAGGCUUUGGACUUUGCUUGUAAAUUGGCAGGGUUGAAGUGCAGUAUGUUUGGGUAUAAAGGGUUGAAGGACUACUGUUGAAAAAAUUAUAACGUUAAGAUUUAUGUUUGAAUGUAAGGGUUGAAAACUACUAUCAAAUUAAAUUAAAAUGUUGAGAUUUAUGUUCGGCUAUAAGGGGUGAAGGACUACAGUAGAAUCAAAUAAAAAAGCUGAGAAAAUGUUAGUUCAAUCAAAAGCUUAGAAAUUCAAUUAUUAUACUUUGAUGUUAAAGUGCAAUAAAUAAAAUGUAUUCAGAUUUUUGUGACAAAA